AUGCAGGUUGGGAGUAUGAUCGAGAAGGGUCGUGAGGCUUAUUUGGUUACUAUAUCGAUGCCAGAGUCAGUAGGGCAGUCUACGAUUAGCGGUAUUCAGUUCUCAAGAGCUAUUCGACUCUAUGAUGGGGUCAGCGCAAAGUGUAUACGUUCCAUUAGUGGUGCACAUGGAAAAUCAGAGGUCACAAGCGCAGUGUUCACUAAAGAUCAAAGGUUUGUACUCUCAUCUGGAAAGGAUUUUGCAGUUAAGUUAUGGGAAAUAGGUUCAGGUCAAAUGGUAAAGGAAUGUCUCGGAGCAAAGCGAAUAAAACUGCGGUCUCAGGCAAUCUUUAACGAAAGUGAAGAGUUUGUAAUCUCCAUAGAUGAAGCAAACAAUGAGGUUGUUACAUGGGAUGCCAGAACUGCAGAAAAAGUGGCAAAAUGGCCUUCAAACCAUAACAGUACACCGCAGUGGAUUGAGCACUCGCCGGUUGAAUCAGUCUUUGUUACUUGUGGAACAGACAUAUCCAUUCGGUUCUGGAAGGAAUCCGUCUAG
Molecule: messenger RNA, 534 nt
Organism: Camelina sativa (false flax)
Lineage: Eukaryota; Viridiplantae; Streptophyta; Magnoliopsida; Brassicales; Brassicaceae
Source: RefSeq, a predicted model, not a curated record